AUGCGUCUGCCGCACGGCUGCUGGCCACGGUGGCUGUUAGUAGCAUUGGCCGUUAGGUUGGCUUGGAGCGAGAGACGUGAUGGCUUAGACUUGCAUAUCCUCAGCACAGAUGCUGAAGAUGUCAGGCCUGCGAUGCUGGACGAAGAUCAAGGCAACCUCUCCAACGGCUCCAUCGCAUAUUCCGCACUGCACGCAAGGACGGAGGCGUUCCUGAAAGCUAGCCGCAACUAUCAGGUUCAGGUGAAAGGCCCCCUCAUAGAUGCAACGGAUGUCUAUCUGAAUCGGAAGGACAAGUACGAGCAAAGCAUGCGCAAUCUGGAUGAUGGCGAACGGAAGCAACAUCGGCUCAUCCACAUGAUGCGCACUUCUUUGAAGAAUCAACAUGGGGAGCACAUGGAAGAGUUCCAGAACGUCUUGGAUGCGGAUCUCGAUGAGCUCAAUUCCUCAAACUCCUCCAGUAGCUCAAGCGGCGAAGAUGACGAGGACGAAGAUGAGGACGAGGACAAAGAAGCGGAUGAGGAUGAGGAUGAGGAGGAGGAUGAGGAUGAGGAUGAGGCUGAAGAAGGACCUGAAAAAGACUCGAAAGAUUCGGCGAAGACGCCGGAAGAGUCUGGAUCGAGCAAGGCCAAGCAACCAACGGCGAAGGAGUGCGCAGCCCGGAAGAAGGCAAAGAAAGGCACAGAGAUCUGGUGCGGCUGCAACACGAAUUCCGAGCCCAUCGACAAAGAGGAUGCCUGCGAAGAUCAGGGUGGAGGCCGCAAUACGGUUUGCAAAUGGUCAGCUGAAGCAUCCGCGUGCCUGCCGAAAGGCAAGUGA
Symbiodinium sp. CCMP2592 is the source of this 816-nucleotide messenger RNA. NCBI's taxonomy places the organism in Eukaryota, Dinophyceae, Suessiales, Symbiodiniaceae. The record is from the annotation of a GenBank genome assembly.